AUGCGCUGCGUUAAGAUUUCUCAAUAUGUGAAAGGACCACAAGAGCUCACUGUAACGACAGAACCGACCCCUCAGCCGCAUGCUGAGAAAUACCUCAUCCGUAUCCAUGCAGCAGGCACAAACUUCUUCGACCUUCUUCAGAUCCAAGGUAAAUACCAGCAUCAACCACCUCUACCGUGGAUCUCUGGUGCUGAGUUCGCUGGUGUGAUCCUCGCUACACCUACAGAUUCCAAGAAGACAGGCAGCUCAGUAGUAGGCAGUUUCGAUGGUACCAUAAGCACACAAACAGGACACAGGUUCAAGGUUGGAGACCGAGUAUUUGGAUCGAGUCAGGGUGCAUAUGCAACACACAUCCUCGCCCCGGAAAGCAGUCUACUGCCCAUACCCGAAGGUUGGAGCUUUGAAGACGCUGCCGGACUCUAUGUCACGAUGCCGACAGCCUAUGGUGGUUUGCUAGUGCGGGGAGAGACCAAGCCGAGUGAGUGGGUACUGAUUCACGCUGGUGCUGGUGGUGUGGGCUUGUCUGCAGUCUUGGUUGCGAAAGCGAUAGGUGCCACAGUGAUUGCAACGGCAGGAACGGAAAGAAAGAGACAAAUCUGCUUGGAUUAUGGUGCAGACUAUGUCAUCGAUUACAAGCAGAAGGACUGGCCUCAAAAAGUCAUUGAGAUUUGCAAGAAGAACCGUACAGGCAAUGGUCAGGCCGGUGUAGACGUAGUAUACGACCCAGUCGGCAUGAUCGACCCAUCGAUAAAAUGCAUCACCUGGAACGGCCGGCUCGUUGUCAUUGGUUUCGCAGGCGGCAAUAUCGAAAAGCUGGCUUUGAAUAGGGUACUCUUAAAGAAUAUCUCCAUCGUUGGCCUGCAUUGGGGCAGGUAUGCUGUGAUGGAGAACGAGACACUGCAUUCAACAUGGAAAGGCAUAUUCGAGAUGAUAAACAAAGGCCAAAUACGAGGCAUCACAUAUACCGACAAGCAAUACAUAGGCCUGGAAAGCUUGCCUGCUGCUUUGACAGCGCUUGGUGGUCGAGAUACAUGGGGCAAGGUCGCGAUAACGAUACCGGAUGAUGAAGAGCAUGUGAAGAGCAAAUUAUAG
Lithohypha guttulata is the source of this 1092-nucleotide messenger RNA. RefSeq lists its product as uncharacterized. The transcript has 2 exons. Gene Ontology annotation, cellular component: mitochondrion. The record is from RefSeq and is a predicted model, not a curated record. Gene Ontology annotation, molecular function: oxidoreductase activity. Lineage: Eukaryota; Fungi; Ascomycota; Eurotiomycetes; Chaetothyriales; Trichomeriaceae. The coding region runs from base 1 to 1092 and encodes 363 amino acids.